This is a messenger RNA of Cololabis saira (Pacific saury), 3820 nucleotides long. It is a transcript of the gene inhbaa, whose product is annotated as inhibin subunit beta Aa. The transcript has 2 exons. Lineage: Eukaryota; Metazoa; Chordata; Actinopteri; Beloniformes; Belonidae. Gene Ontology annotation, molecular function: growth factor activity; cytokine activity. The coding region runs from base 136 to 1377 and encodes 413 amino acids. Gene Ontology annotation, cellular component: extracellular region. The record is from RefSeq and is a predicted model, not a curated record. Gene Ontology annotation, biological process: SMAD protein signal transduction; BMP signaling pathway.
CGUCAUGUCAACGUUGUCCCUGUGGGCCGUCCUGGUCCUGGUCCUGGUCCAGGUCCGAGGCUGCCGCUCGUACUCAGAGCCCCGGCUGCAGCCUCUUUCCCUGACCGUUCAUCCUCACCACCAGUCCCCGGCCGGAUGUUGCCCCCAGCUCCGAGUGCCCGUCCUGUGCCCUGGCCAGGAUGCGGAGGAACGAAGGGGCUACGGCGUCGGAGGAUGACCCGGCGGGUCACGAGCGGGGCGACGAGGGGGGAGGCGGCGGCUCAGCAGGACGUGGUGGAGGCGGUGAAGAGGCACAUCCUCAACAUGCUGCACCUCCAGGAGCGGCCCAACAUCACCCGGCCAGUGCCGCGUGCCGCGCUGCUCAACGCGCUGCGCAAGCUGCACGUGGGGCGGGUGGCGGAGGACGGCAGCGUGCAGAUCGAAGGGGAGGAGGAGGCGCGGGGAGGCCGGGGAGGCCGGGGAGGAGGAGGGGCAGGAGGAGCGGCGCUGGCGGAGGGACGCUCGGGAGAUGGUGAAACGCAGGAAACCACGGAGAUCAUCACCUUCGCUGAGGCUGGUGAAUCUCAGGGCAUGAUCAACUUUGUUCUCUCUAAAGAAGGAGGUGAUAUGUCUUUGGUGGAGCAGGCUAACGUCUGGCUCUUCCUCCGAUUGGCCAAGACCAACCGGAGUCGAGCCAAAGUCAACAUCCGUCUCUUCCAGCAACGCCUCCACCUUAGCAGGCACUCUUCUUCACCGCAGGACGACCUCCUCCUGGCCGAGAAGACUGUGGACACUCGUCGGAGCGGCUGGCACACCUUCCCCGUGUCGGCGGCGGUGCAGGAGGUGCUGGAGAAGUCAGAGGGCACGACACUGAGGCUCAGGGUUUCCUGCCCGCUCUGCAGCGACACCGGCGCCACAAUCGUCCUGGUCUCAGGAAACUCAGAGACGCCACAGCGCAACAACCAGCGCGAACAGUCCCACCGGCCUUUCCUCAUGGCCGUGGUCCGGCAGGGGGACGGCAGCGACUCGCGGCGGCGCAGGAAGCGAGGCCUAGAGUGCGAUGGGAAGGUGCGCGUCUGCUGCAAGCGACAGUUCUACGUCAACUUCAAAGACAUUGGCUGGAACGACUGGAUAAUUGCACCGUCCGGUUACCACGCCAACUACUGUGAGGGGGAGUGCCCCUCUCACGUGACGAGCAUCACCGGGUCCUCACUGUCCUUCCACUCCACCGUCAUCAGCCACUAUCGCAUGAGGGGCUACAGCCCCUUCCAGAACCUGAGGUCGUGCUGCGUGCCCACCAGGCUACGAGCCAUGUCCAUGCUCUACUACAACGAGGAGCAGAAGAUCAUUAAGAAGGACAUCCAGAACAUGAUCGUGGAGGAGUGUGGGUGCUCGUAAGCACAAACCAGAACCAGAUAUCAGACUGAAGUGACUAGAUAGGAGGGGACCGGCUUGGAGGAAGACAAGGUGGAGGACGGAUGAGUCGUUGACUUCAUGAUCAGUUUUAUCCAUCACCUCUCAUCCAAGGCCUCCCUCUGGAUCAGUCUCUGGGAAAGGAAUCCCUCUCCAGAUUUGUUCAACAGAACUCAAAGAGUCUUGAUGGCACUUUCAGAAAAAAAAGAAAAAGAUAGAAAAAAAAGAAUAUCUAAUAUAUUUUUGUUACAAACAGAGGAAGCAAGGCUUAUUUAUGUGGCUGAGACGUUCACGCACCGACUCCGGCAGUCAGACCCUGAAGCGACGAGGUGCCUGAAAAACUACGAAAAAGAAAAAAUCUCAAAACUAUGCAACUUGUUUCACAUACUACGACCUUAUUGUAUUUUACUUUGACUUGUUUUUUUUUUUCCAACGGUUUACUUUUUCAAAGUGUUAGAGGAAGAAAAGAGGAAAGCUCUUUCGUAUUAUUUCUUUGGAAGUGUACAUGUGUGGAGUGUGUGUGUUUGUUUUCGUCCGCACAUUUGCAUGAGUGUUUGUGCGCGUGUGUUGAGAGAUACUUGAAAGAAACAAGUUGGCCUGGCUGCUGGAACCAAACACUUCUUUUAUGUUGCCAUGGUAACCAUGUUAAUUUUAUAAUUGUUAUUGUUAGUAAGUAUAUUAAUAAUAUUAAUGUUAUUGUUGUUAAUAUUUUUGUGUUAAUGCGUCUUUAAAAAAAAACAAACGUUACAAACGUUGUAAUAUUUUGCACUAUAGCAACACUCGUGUUCAGAUUAGACAGACGACGGCUGACUGGAGUCUCUUUUCAUUGAUCCCAGAGGAGUUCAACAAAAUGCCACUCCUCUCCCACGUGUCCUGUCUGGGGUUUUAUCUUUAUUUUAAAGAAAGGAAAAACAAACAAACAAAUCGAAAUUGUCCAAAACUGGAUGGACAGCACGGCUGCCUUUGAUAGGCGGAGUCAACUACCUGUCCCAGGUGGGCCGGUCUGCAGGCUUCAAACUUAUGGUCCCAGAGGACGUUUGGCAAAUUUAAAACAGCCUUUCAAAACACAAAACCCGUCACCAGUAUCUGAAGUCUUGGCUCCAUGAAAUGGCAAAUAGCCUACAGCAUUGAGAAUCCCUACAAACGUCUGUUUUUGUUGUUAUUCCAGACUUCUGACAUGUUUGAAAGACAUGUAAACCUUAAAUCUGAUUUCACUGGAACUUCAAUGCUUCUUUAAAUUCUUCUCCCAAGAGACAUAAAUAAAAAUUACAUUCUAGCAUCAAUCCUGCAUCCCAUCUUGUUUUUCUCCGUAGCUCUCAGGCUACACAGCCCUUGAAGAUUCUCCCCAUGUUUGAAUGUUUAGGGUUCUAAAGCUGGACAUGGCUGACUGAACAUAUGCAGGGAUUAAAAGCAUUUACCACAUUCUCCAUACAAUUCUAAUCUGAAGUAAUACUAAACAUGUGUAUAAGGUUCAUUAAUGAUGAAAACUGCUAUUUCGGUAUAUAUAUUAAAGUAGGGUAGCUCGGUGGCUUGGUGGUUAGCACUGUUGCCUCACAGCAAGAAGGUCCCCGGUUCGACUCCCUGGCCAGGCGGGGGUCUUUCUGUGUGGAGUUUGCAUGUUCUCCCCGUGCUUGCAUGGGUUUCCUCCGGUUACUCCGGUUUCCUCCCACAGUCCAAAAACAUGCAUAGUAGGUUAACUGAUGAUUCUAAAUUGCCUGUAAAUUGCCCUACCCUUUAAGAGCCGGGAUAGGCUCCAGCCGACCCCUGUGACUCUUCAAAGGAUAAAGCGGGAAUAGAUAAUGGAUGGAUGGAAGGAUGGAUGGAAGGAUGGAUGGACGGAUGGAUGGAUGGAUAUUAAAAUAGACGCACCUGUCUGCCACCUGUUGAUCGUCAAACGAUCAUCACAUUCAAGCCUUACAACGUCACAGUGACCCUCUCAAAGCUUCCAUGAAAUGGCCAGAAAGUUCAGGAACUGUGGAGCUGUUGCAGCGUAUGUGUCCGGGGGAAGGGAAGUUGUGACGGCGUGCUCUGAUUGGUCAGCUCCAGUAGUCUCAUCAGGCUCCGCCUCCAAGGCACCCAGCGACAACCAUAGACAUAUAUACAUAGACGCCUCAUGACAUGCUGGAACGUAAUCCAGCGUGGCCGCCAUCUUGGAUGGGUCUCCUCACUCCAGGCAGAAUUAACUACACUGGAGUUACAGAGUUACAGUUACAGAGUUACAGUUACAGAGUUACAGUUACAGUUACAGUUACAGAGUUACAGUUACAGCCAGCACACGCAAGAAGCUGCAAAACAGUUCUUUUCAAGGGUUUUAUCUCCCCAGCCCCAGUUCAAGCCUAACAGGGUAUUAGAAGACUCUGGAAAGACCUGGAUUUAUUUUUAUAGAUAUAUUUAUUGAGGGCAAUAAGAGAAAAAAAAAGAUUUACAA